Molecule: messenger RNA, 4139 nt
Organism: Xyrauchen texanus (razorback sucker)
Lineage: Eukaryota; Metazoa; Chordata; Actinopteri; Cypriniformes; Catostomidae
Gene: mtdha
Product: metadherin a
Exons: 11
Coding region: 60-1526 (488 amino acids)
Biological process (GO): positive regulation of angiogenesis; positive regulation of canonical NF-kappaB signal transduction; regulation of transcription by RNA polymerase II
Cellular component (GO): nucleus
Molecular function (GO): transcription coregulator activity
Source: RefSeq, a predicted model, not a curated record
CGCUGCCAGCAGCAGCUCAGUAUCCGACUCUGCGUGCGGUUCGUGAACGCUUGUUGAAAAUGGACCAGGACUGGAAAACUUUAGCCACCCAACGAGCCGAAUACGUGUCCGACCGUCUCCGCGGGCUAAUGUCCUCCGGUCUGGACUUUCUCCAGGUCGAGCUAGGGGUAGAUCUGGGCAUAAAGCCGAAAGAGUUUCCGUCGUGGGUGAUUCUGAGCGCAGCGCUGAGCGUUGUGGCACUACUGGUGCUGUUCGCGGCCUGUGGUCGAAGGAAGCGCCGAGCGACUACCGUCACUGCUACCGUGACUUCCAGCACCACAACCGACAGCCAGGUCAAAGCCGCCGUGCUACCGAAAACUGUGAAGACCGAACCAAGCGAACCGAGGAAGAAGAACAAAAAGAAAGCCGCUGACAAGAAGGCCCAGGCGAAUGGACAGACAGUGGCUGAACCUCAGGAGGAAACCCAAGUCCCUGAGGAGAAGAAAAAAAAAGCUGCACCUGCACCCACACCAGCACGAGUUCAGCCACCACCUGCUGAUCAGAAGAACAAGAAAAAUAAGAAGAAACCAAAACUAGAGAUGAAGUCAACCAAAGAUGCUUCCUCCACCGAUGGCAAGGAACCUGAAGAAGCAGGUGCUUGGGAAAUGAAGGUUAGUAAUCGAGAGAAACGUCAGCAACGCAAAAAAGAUAAGGGCCCUGGAGACGGCUCUGAGAGCCCUGAAGCUGGAGAUCGUGCCAGCCUGAAGGUAGAGCAACCGGUGGUUGCAGGAGCAACAGGCACCAAGAAGAACAAAGUGACCUCAAACUGGAAUGAUGUGAACUCAGUAAAUGGAAGAGGGUCGACUGAAGUGCCAGUGAAGGCCUCAUCCCAAAUGAACACUUCAAACAACGAGAAGUGGUCUGUUGGCAGAAAGAACAGUGAUAACUCCACCUGGAAACAAAAAUCAGAGGGGCCAUGCACUGGUAUGGAUGGUCGUGUUAAACCAGAUCCGAACCCAAUAAACUAUGCAAUGCUAAGAUUGAGCACUUCAGGUGGAGAGACUGUGACUCAGCCUAAAAUUGAAAUGGGGCAAAGGGACAAGGUCACUGCUGUUGACAAUGAGUGGUCCAGCUUCAAUGGUAUUGCUGCUGUGGACCCGAGUUCAGACUGGAACGCUCCUACUGAGACAUGGGGAAAUUAUGAGGAACACAAAGUAGAUACUCCUGCUCUGAAAGAGAUGCCAAUCUCUAAGCCACUUGGGGAAUCAAAUGAUGACAAGGACAAGGCAGAUCCUGCUGGAAGUGCUAAAUCCAAGAGAAGAAAGAAAAAGAAGGGACCAGAGGAAGAAAGUUCAGCCAAUGAGGUGACCCAAGAGAGUUCUGCUCCUGCAGAGAAGAUUGUGACCGUCAAAUCCAAUUCUCCUUGUGUGCCAAAGGAGGAGGUAUCCAAGCAAAAGGUCCCUCCACCAUCUUCACAAAAGAAAUCUGAUCAGAACUGGGAACCACCGAAGCAAGUUCAGAAGAAAAAGGCCAGGAGAGAGACAUGAACCUUGAAUAUCGUCCAGGAUAGCUUAUGCAAAUAGAUUGUUUAUGCAAUAAUUUCACAGUACAGAAUUUCAUACUGAAUAAAUUGACUGUGCUUUUAAAAAGAAAAUCCAAAAUAGCAACAAAACGUGAGUAAAGGUGAAACGGUCCAUGGACUGGAACACUACUUAUGUGCACUAUUAUGCUUCACUGAGGUUUGUUAAGGAGUACUUAUCCUCCUUGAUAUCAGACACCCUUUCAGUGGGGCAAAACAUUCAUGAUCAUUUUUUUUCCAAUGGGUACUGAACUAAUUUUGAAAUGUUUAUAAUCCUGAAGUUGAACAGUUGAAUUUCAUUUUGAGGACAUUUACUUUGCAUCAAUUACUGUUCUUGUGACACUUACUGAUGUACUACUAAGAUGCAUUAGAAAGUGCUGCAGUUAUGGAAGUGUUGCAUUUAGUGUGAGAUGCCACAGGAGGGCGCUGCAAGUCAGCAAUUUCCGCAGCAGUGCUUCUGUGACGUUAGCUUGAGCAGUGAGAGGUUUAUACUGUGGUGAAAAACAAGAGAACCAGUUAUAUUACAAAUAAUUUUCUAAUGCUAAACCUAUUUUCUUAGAGCUUUUCUUUCAUCCCAGUUAUAUAUUUUACCCAUAUAAUUGGGUCCGUGGAUCUUGGAGAUGUUUGGAGAUACAACUCUUCCCUUAUCAACUCUUAGUUGAUUUGAAUGCUUUAUUUCACACAACCUAAAGUAGAAAAAAACCAUGCCAUAUGUAUAGAACUACAAGGGCUUUUUUCUAUGCUAAAACUCUUCGUAAUUGCACUGUGCUGAAGGUUGUAAAAAUCCCACAUGUAUUGACUUUUUUUUUUUCUUGCACAGUGUGAACAUCUUGUUUGACUGAGUACAUUUGUAGAUUUAUUUGAUUAUGUUUUGAAAAAAUCAGCAAUGAUUAGAGCAGCUUUUAUUCCAUGACACUAAAACAAGUAUCAGUAUCAGGAGUCUGUUGCCUUAAUCUGUACUUGGUAGUGUAUGCUCUUUGUUCUCAAAGUCUUUUUAACUGGAGGUGUGGCGUUCACUUUCAUUUCAAAUUAGUUUGAUGUCAGUGUAGCACUUGCAUGAACUUAACCAUUUAUAGUGAUGGAAAAUGUCCUGAUUCUCUGUCCACUCGGGCAAGUACCACUCACUGUAAAUAUGCUUUAAUGAAUGAGAAUGGAUGUGGGGGGAUUUUAAAUGCUCAUUCUUAUAUGGCUUGACUUAGUUGUGUUUUGCCCAUGGUCAUUUUGUAAAUUUCGGUAGAUCAUGUGUUUCCGAGGCACUCUGGGCUUGCAGACGCCUGCCUUAGUUUAUCAUUCUAGGGUUACUCAUACGAUGUAUUUUAUGGAUUAAAGAAUGAUCAUGUUUAAUUAAGUCAAUGCAAUAUUUCUAUGUUGAUUUGUUAAAUAAAAGGAAAGGACAACUUCCUGCUAUUUUUUUCCCCCACGGCAGUGGUGCUCUAGCUAAAGGUGGAUAUUUUUAUUAUUAUUAUAUUGAUUGUAUUGACUCUACAAAUCUAUUUUUUGAUAGAUUUUGCUGUAUCCAGACCAUAGCAAAUGUAGUCUCGUGUCAUGUGCAGACUCAUAGUGACCUUUUCUGAUUUAAUUUUGGACCUGUGGUGCAUUAAUCCUUGUCUAUUGAUUUCUGUAGUUUCUCUUUCAAAAGAAUGUUUGUUUGUGUUUUAGUGGAAAUCCUCUGUGGUAGCCUUUCUACUGAUGUUGAAGGGGGAAAACAUUACAAAGAAACAAAAAGCAUAGAUCAUGAGAUCAUUGCGCUAAUCAAGUUAAUUACAUGGAUAUAUAUGUCUCAGGCAACUCUAAAACAUUUCAAUGUUUUCAUUUAUUUGGUUUCAAUAAAGCAGUCAUCUGUGAUUGCAUUUGCCAGUUUAAAAAUGUAAUUCUAAAACUUACAUCUAAACUUAUAUUAGUGAUUGACCAGUUUGGAUAUCAAGGUUCCUAACAUUUUGACCAAUUAAUUUCCAUGAUCUUGAAAACUGGAAAUUUGAAUUUUAUGAAUAAUUUUAAUUCUGACAGGCUGGCAAAUGAUUCAUUUGGGGCAAUUUGUGAACCGUUUGAACCAAUUUAUUGAAAAGAACCAACUCAACCUCUACAAAUGAGUGAUAACUAGGUGAUGCAAAACUAGAACAAUUUUAUUCAUUAGAAAUUUUCAUAAAUUAUGAUGUUAUUCAUUUCCAUUUCUUUUCCAGGCCUAGAAAACACAAUUUUAAAAUUCCUUGAUAUUUCCUAGUUUUCUAGGUGCAAUAUCUGGUGCCCAAUGAAUGAAAUAAAUGCUCUGCUAUAUGACAUUUCAUAAAAAUAUUCUGUAAAAUCAGGUGAUGUCUAUCACCUACGGAAUUUCACUGUGCAAAGUUAAAUGUUACUGAGUCUUAAUAUAGCCUAUUUGAAUACAAUUUGAUGACAGCAAAUAAGAUAUAUUUACUCAUAUAUUUCAAAAGCAUGAAAUGUGCAUUAUGCAUCAACAAGGCUGUCAGUAGACAAUGGUGGAAUGACCACUUCUAUAAGUAGUGCAAGCAGGUAAAGUUAUUGUUCUAUGUCAGUUGUCUAAAAAUAGCCAAAUAUUGGCCAAUUAAUCAGCCUGGCCAAUAUA